Messenger RNA from Colletotrichum tamarilloi, 447 nucleotides. RefSeq lists its product as uncharacterized. The transcript is spliced from 3 exons. Bases 1 to 447 code for a protein of 148 amino acids. The record is from RefSeq and is a predicted model, not a curated record. NCBI's taxonomy places the organism in Eukaryota, Fungi, Ascomycota, Sordariomycetes, Glomerellales, Glomerellaceae.
AUGAGGAGGUUGGGUUGUGAUCCCAUCGUUUUUGUGGUGCCAGAAACAGGGGGGUGCCAGGAAGUGGGUAUGUUGACUUACCCAGAAGCGGCGCCUCAAUUCUUGAGAGAGGACGCUGCCCGUAUCAUUCAAAUUGCUGCUCUCUGCUCCAAAGCGGUCUACAAGAAGGAUCCGGGCCAUGUUGUCCCCCAACUCCUGGACUAUGCCGUUAAAGACAGACACUGGAUAGAGCCCACCAGAGACGGCUCAGGGAAGGCCGCCGCUCUUUUUGAGAUCUUGCCGACUGAUCCGUCAUCUCAGCGAAAGGCACUAGUCGUUGCUGUUAGAGGGAGUGCAAGUUCUGUCGACUGGCUGGUCAACCUGAAUAGCGACCUGGCUGAAUGUUCUGACUUGGUGUGCAUCGCGGGUUCGCCCAAUGUGCCAGAACUGUUGCUCCAGGACUGGUAA